Topomyia yanbarensis is the source of this 1139-nucleotide messenger RNA. RefSeq names its product probable tRNA N6-adenosine threonylcarbamoyltransferase, mitochondrial. Gene Ontology annotation, cellular component: mitochondrion. Lineage: Eukaryota; Metazoa; Arthropoda; Insecta; Diptera; Culicidae. The transcript has 3 exons. Bases 315 to 974 code for a protein of 219 amino acids. The record is from RefSeq and is a predicted model, not a curated record.
UAGAUAAGUGAAUAAUGGAAAUCAAUCAGAAUGUCGCUAAUAAAACAUUAACUUAUAGAAUUAUUAUGAUGAUGGCCCCACCUCAUUCCCACACAAAGACCGAUAUUUUGAACCAGAUCCCCCUGCAGAGUUAACAUAUUUGUCAUAAAAAAUUGUAUGGUACCGAAAAUACCGGUACUGGCUUUUGUUCAGUACCGGUAUUACGGUACCAAAAAUGGGUAGGUAUUCCCGGGUAUCGGUACCGGUAUUACCGGUACCACAACCCUAUUCGCGAACCAAAAAUAGUGAACAUUGUACGCCUAUAACUGACAUAUAUGAAGAACCAACACCCAUCUAUUUGCGUGGAAGGAAUGACGCCGACCAGUAUCAAAAUGACGCUCGCAUCCGAAGGACUACCCACAGCUCCUGACCAUCUCCUAUGCAUUUUCUUCGAAGUCUAUCAGGAAUAUGGGCUAAACCCAGACGAAGCAGCAGCAGAUCUCGACUAUGCAAAAUUUUUAUCAAGCGAAAGAACCAGGCGCCUUCAACAACUCCGCGAAGAUUUACCACCAGAUGUAGUCAUACCAGAUUACGCAGAUUUUUGUGCGGGUUUUCUGAGAGCAACUAUUAGACACAUUUCGCAGCGCACGAAAAGAGCGAUAAGAUUUUGCGAAAAAGAACUUGUUUUUAUGCCGGACAUACCACGAAAUCUAGUAAUAUCUGGAGGAGUUGCAAGUAAUGAUAUUAUUUUCAACGCAAUAUCCAAUAUGUCGGCAUCAAAAGCCUUUAAAACCAUUCGACCAAAAAAGGCACUGUGUAAUGACAACGGAAUAAUGAUAGCCUGGAACGGAAUAGAAAAAAUGGCCAAGCACCAAGAUAUGACAAAAUGCUAUGAUUCUAUUGAUAUUUGUAGUAGAGCUAUUUUGGGGACUAAUCUUAUUCAGCAAGUCAAAGAUGCUAAUAUACCUAGUAAAUCUCGAUUUGAAAAGACUUAGGCGCUUUAGUGUCGGAAUUUUGUAAAAGAUUGCGUUACAUUUCAGUUGAACUCGCCAACUCUGUACAUACUACUCAAUAUUUUUAUGCGAUGUUAUAUUAAAUAUGGAGAAAUAAAGCAUUUGUCGCCGGGCAUGUCUCGAUUUGGGACGGGACCAGCGGAUGGA